AGAUUUCGGCUCAGCCGUCCUGAGCCGUGCCAUGACCGCGGUGGUCAUGGCAGAUGGGAAAGACUUUCAGUUCCCGGCCUUCUAUCAGCUGCCACCAUUCUUUACGCUGCAACCACACGCGGGGGUCCGUGCCAAGCAGCUGGAACUAUGGAAACAGCUCAUCUCUGAGUACUGCAGCUUCCACAGGCUUUUCAUCAUCAACCUCACAGAGGAGCCGCUUUUCCGGAACGCCUCGCUGCCGCGGCAGCUGCCCUUCGAGGCGCGCCUGGCGCUGGCGGAGCAUCUGGUGACGCACAGCGCGGCCUUGUGGGCCGAUGAAGUCGAAGCCAAGGAGGCGCCCAAGAAGGAGCGCCUCCUGGUGCUUUGGCGCUCCGUGUCUGCUUGGGCCGAUUUGAUCCUCCAAUGGGCCACCGAAAAUGCCCUGAUUGGCAGCGUUGAGACGGUGCAGGGCUUGAUUGACGGUGAGGCUGCGCAGGGACAGGAGUUCUAUGGUGCACCGCGGGCCUUGAUCAUGGCUGCCCUGCAGGAGCUCCAGCGGCGCAAUCGCGCCACCAUCUUCAGAAGCUCCACGGGAGCGGAAGGCGUCAAGUUCCUGUAAUGGCCUGAAAUGGCAGUCUCACGACCACAGCAGUGGUGCGAGCCGUGGCCAAAAA
Molecule: messenger RNA, 653 nt
Organism: Cladocopium goreaui
Lineage: Eukaryota; Dinophyceae; Suessiales; Symbiodiniaceae
Source: the annotation of a GenBank genome assembly